ACUCUCUCAGCAUCUGAUCAGCGGUCGCUCGGUAGGUCGCUGUCGGUCGGUUGUAAAGAACGCUCGUGCCGGACUCAUCAGGAGGAGGCAGCAGCAGGUUGGAGAUGUCGUGGUGUGAAGGUUCUGGAGGCAAGAUGACUGUAGUCAAGUUGCUUCUCACCUUAUUGCUGCUACAAACACUUUCUGAAGCCUCUAAUCAGCCGCCUCGUUUCCAGAAUUACUUCUUCCAGUCGUUCCUGCUCAUCUAUGAGAACACACCAGUGGGUACAUCCAUUACCCAGCUGCAGGCGGUCGACCCGGACGGCGAGCCGUUGAUUUUCGGUGUGGUCGGGGAAGAGGCCAUGCGGUACUUCGCUGUGCAGGAGACCACUGGGGUUGUGUGGCUGAGACAGCCGCUCGACAGGGAGACCAAGUCAGAGAUGGAGGUUGAGUUCUCAGUCAGUGACAGUCAAGGGGUCGUCAAGAAUAAAGUGAGCAUUCAGAUCGGAGAUGUAAAUGACAAUGCACCAUCAUUUCUCAACCAACCGUAUGCUGUUCAAAUACCAGAGAACACUCCAGUGGGAACAUCAGUGUUCAUGGUGAAUGCGACAGACCCAGAUCAGGGUGCGGGCGGCAGUGUGCUCUUCUCCUUCCAGCCUCUCUCUCCGUUCUUCUCCAUUGACGGGGCCAGAGGAAUCGUUACUGUGGCGAGAGCGCUGGACUAUGAGAUGACAACUGCCUUUCAGCUCACUGUUAAUGCCACGGACCAGGAUAAACGCCGUCCACUCUCAAGUCUGGCAAAUUUGGCAAUUACCAUCACUGAUAUUCAAGACAUGGACCCCAUCUUCACCAACCUCCCCUACAGCACUAAUAUAAUGGAGGACGCACCACCAGGUUAUGAAGUUCGUAAGCUCAGGGCGAUCGAUCAAGACUUGGGUCGACCACGUGGAAUCGGAUAUACAAUCAUAUCAGGUAACACCAACAGUAUGUUUGCUCUCGACUACAUCAGCGGAUCCCUGACAGUGAGUGGACAGUUGGACCGGGAAAACCCCUUGUACUCUUCCGGAUUCACAAUCACAGUAAAGGCCACAGAGCUGAAUGACGAUCGCACACCCUCGUCUGCCACCGUCAUGACCACCUUCACCAUCCUGCUGAUCGAUAAAAAUGAUAAUCCGCCCAGGUUUAACAGCUCUGAAUAUCGCGUUCUGAUUCCAGAGCUGGCGCAGGUCGGCUUCGCUUUGCCUCUGUACAUUCAGGUCGAAGACAAAGACGAGGGGGUGAACAGCAUGUUUCAGGUGGUCCUGACGGGGAAUAACUCUGAGCACUUCAGCAUCUCUCCCACCUCAGUGCAGGGCAGAGCAGACCUCCGUGUGCGUGUGGCCGUCCCGCUGGACUACGAAACCAUCAGGAGCUUCAGCUUUUCUCUGUAUGCCAACGAGUCUCUGUCGGAGCAUGUGGGGUUUGCUCGAGUCUUCAUCGACCUCAUCAACGAGAACGACAACAGGCCGAUCUUCAGCCAGGCGCUUUAUAACAUCAGUUUACUCGAGAGCACCGCUGUUGGAACAUCUCUACUGCAGAUCAAGGCCACGGAUAAUGACAUUGGCACGUUUGGAGUGGUUCGUUAUUACUUCAGCGAUGAGCCAGACCAGUUCUCAUUGGAUGUUGAGACAGGUUGGGUGACUCUUCGAGACCGGUUGGAUUAUGAGCUCAUGAGACGCUUUACUCUAACAAUACUGGCCCGUGAUGGAGGAGGGGAGGAGACUACAGGACGCCUUCGCAUUAACGUGCUGGAUGUAAACGACAAUGCGCCAGUCUUCCAGAAGGAGGCGUAUAUGGGUUCUCUCUUGGAGAAUGAACAGGCUCCACAACAAAUAGUCCGAGCCCGGGCGACGGAUGAGGACUCUCCUCCCAAUAACAUCCUGACCUACUCCAUCAUCUAUGCCUCUCAGUUCAGGUCAUAUUUCAGCAUCAGUGUGGUGGAGGGCUACGCAGUCAUCACGGUGAAUCGUCCUCUGGAUUAUGAGCAGGUUCCAGGUGGACUGAUCUUUCUGACUCUGAUGGCCAGAGACGGAGGGAACCCGUCCCUCAACAGCACUGUUCCAGUCACUAUAGAGCUGUUUGAUGAGAAUGACAACCCACCCGAGUUCAGCGUCCCGUCUUACAUCGUCAACAUAGCCGAGAAUAUCGUUGCAGGAGCGACGGUGUUGUUUGUGAACGCUACAGACCUGGACGCAUCUCGGGAGUUUGGUCAGGCCUCUAUCAUCUAUUCCCUGCAGGGCAGCACACAGUUCAGACUCAACACUCGCUCAGGAGAGAUCACUACCACAGCUCUUCUGGAUCGAGAGAUGAAGUCUGAGUAUAUUCUGAUCGUAAGAGCUGUUGAUGGAGGGGUGGGACCACAGCAGAAAACCGGCAUCGCUACGGUGAACAUCACUGUUCUGGACAUAAAUGAUAACGCUCCCAUGUGGCGAGAUGAACCGUAUCAAGCAAAUGUUGUGGAGAUGAGUCCCAUCGAUACUGACGUCAUUACUGUAUUAGCGGUGGACCCUGAUUAUGGUGAUAAUGGGACGGUGGUCUACUCUAUAAGUCCAGAAAACCCCUUCUACACGAUUAACCGCAACACUGGGAAGAUCCGCACCAGUGGGGCGGUGCUGGACAGAGAGAGUCAGAACGUCCGGUCCGCACAGCUUAUGAGGACCAUCAUUGUCUCUGCUACCGACCGUGGGACGCCGCCACUGCGCUCUUCAGCCAGCGCUACGGUGUUUGUGAACCUCCUGGACCUCAACGAUAACGAUCCUGCCUUUUUAAACCUCCCCUUUGUCGCUGAAGUACCAGAGGGGCUUCCAAUUGGAUCAUCUGUUUUCAGGGUGCAGGUGCAGGACCCCGAUGAAGGUGACAAUGGUGCUGUAACCAUGGCCCUCCAAAUGGGGAUGCCGCGGCUGGACUUCAGGCUCAACACCACCACAGGAGUCCUGGUUUCCACCGCAGUGCUGGACCGUGAGCAGAUUGGCCAGUAUUAUCUGAGGAUCAUUGCAUAUGACGCAGGCCAGUUUCCACGAACAUCCACGAGUACUCUCACUAUCACAGUUUUGGACGUGAAUGAUGAGACGCCAACCUUCUUUCCCAGCAUUUAUAACGUAUCACUGAAUGAAAACGUGCCCCGUGAUUAUGUGGUGGUCAGACUGAACUGCAUGGAUAAUGACACGGGUCUUAACGCAGAGCUCAGCUAUUUUAUCACAGGAGGAAACCAGGAUGGAAAGUUUAGCGUGGGUUUCCGGACCGGAGUAGUACGAACCGUGGUUGGUCUUGACCGCGAGACUCAGGCCUCUUAUAGCCUAGUGAUUGAAGCAAUUGAUAACGGUCCAGCGGGAGGUCGGAGGACAGGAACAGCUACAGUAUUUGUGGAGGUGCUGGACGUCAAUGACAACAGGCCUAUAUUCCUCCAGAACAGCUACGAGACCAGUGUCCUGGAGAACAUACCCAGAGGAACUAGUAUAUUACAGGUUCAGGCCACAGAUGCAGAUCAGGGGGAGAAUGGAAGAGUUCUGUACCGGAUUCUUUCUGGCAACAAUGGUCAGUUUACUGUGGACAGUCUGUCUGGACUCAUCAGCAGAGGAACUGUGGCUCUGGACCGAGAGACGCGCAGCUCUCAUGUGCUUGAGGUGGAGGCCUACAACAGUGACCAGGGCAGCAUGCGCAGCUCUGUCAGGGUGAUUGUGUACGUUGAGGACGUGAAUGACGAGUUUCCAGUCUUCACUCAGACACAGUACAAUCGUCUGGGGCUCAGAGAGACUGCUGGUAUUGGUACAUCUGUGGUAGUGGUCCGAGCUACAGACCCCGACACAGGUGAUGGGGGCGCUGUAGCGUAUGCUCUGGUCUCUGGUUCUGACCGUAAAUUUGAGGUGGAUGUGAGUACGGGUCUGGUAACCACUGUGGAUUAUUUGGACUACGAGACCAAGACCAGCUAUUUAAUGAACAUCUCAGCCACAGAUCAGUCUCCACCGUUCCACCAUGUCUACUGUACCGUCUAUGUAACUUUACUCAAUGAACUGGACGAAGCUGUGGCCUUUCUAUCGGCUGGUUACGAAGUAUCUCUGAGAGAGAACAUUGCCACAGGAACAGAGGUGGUUCAGGUGAAGGCGCAGUCGGCUGAUAACCUGAACCAGCUGACGUACCGCUUCGACCCCAACACCUCACCUGCUGCUCUGGCGCUCUUUAAGAUUGACAGUGUUACGGGCCGUAUUACAGUGACGGGACUAUUGGACAGAGAGCAGGCUGAUUCAUUCACUCUCACUGUUGUGGCCGAUGAUGGAGGACCCAAGAGAGACUCAACUGUGGUGUCAAUCACCAUUCUUGAUGAGAAUGACAACAGCCCAGAGUUUGACAUCACUUCGGAUUUGUCUGUGAAUAUUCCAGAAGACACACCAAUUGGCCAGAGAGUUGCAGUCGUGUUAGCACAGGACAAAGAUGCUGGAAGAAAUGGACUGGUGAAUUUCACCUUGAUCGCGGGGAACAUGCAGGACGUGUUUAAGAUCAACACAGCCAAUAAUACAUAUGGAGUAGUUUACUUGAAUGCGCGUCUGGACCGUGAAGCCGUGGACCGUUACCUGCUUAAAGUGCGGGCAAUGGAUAACGGUUCCCCUCCAAGGUUCACUGAUGUGUCGCUCACGGUGAAUAUUCUGGAUGUGAACGAUAACCCUCCCGUGCUGCAGAGCCCUCGUGGGUACAACGUCAGCGUCAAUGAGAAUGUGGGUGGUGGUACGUCGGUCCUGCGUGUCAUAGCGACAGAUCGUGACAUCGGACCCAAUGCUAUGCUGUCGUACUACAUCACCGGUGGGAACCAGGACCUGACCUUCAGAAUGGACCGUAUGACGGGAGAGAUAGUGACCCGACCGUCACCUCCUGACAGAGAAAAACAGCAGCAGUACACACUCGCUGUGACUGUGGAAGAUGAUGGAAUGCCGCCUUUAUCAGCGUCCACCACCGUUUGGGUCCGUAUAAUUGAUGAAAACGACAACGCGCCUGAGUUUCCGGAGGAAGAGUAUGUGACGGAGCUCAGAGAGGGGCCAAACACAGUAGGAGCCAUUAUCGCAAAGGUUACAGCCAUCGACCCUGAUGAAGAUCUCAACGGAACCAUCCGUUAUGCCAUCUCCAAUGGCAACCUGGUCCAGACGUUCCAGAUCAAUAGCAUAACGGGUCAGAUUGUAGUCAUUAAGGAGCUGGAUUAUGAGAUCAGUAAUGGUCAUUAUGUGCUGACGGUCACAGCCACAGAUCAGUGUCCUAUACCUCAGCUCAGACGGACCUCCAGCACCACAGUGAGUUCAUAUCUGCUACACACACGUGUGCAGUCCUCACCACUCCUUUAUAUCACACUCACACACUGUCCUGUACCGCAGGUCCUGGUGAAUGUGGUAGAUGUGAACGAUAACGCACCCAUCUUCCCAAGACCAUUCGAAGGUCCGUUUGAUAUCACAGAGGGGCAGCCGGGUCCACGUGUGUGGACCAUUAAAGCCACGGACGCCGACUCGGGAUCCAAUGGAAAAGUGGAGUAUAGCAUCACCGCAGGAGACCUGAAAAAUGAGUUUGUAAUUUCAUCUGUUGAGGGAGAGUUAAGAGUGAGGAGAGAUGUAGAGCUGGACAGAGAAACUAUUUCCUAUUACAACAUCACCAUUACUGCCAAAGAUCUGGGAACGCCAGCGCUCAGCUCUACGGUGGUAGUGGGCAUUCAGGUGUUGGACAUUAAUGAUAACGACCCCGUCCUGCUCAACUUACCCUAUAACACCAGCGUGAGCGAGGGAGCACCGGUCCAGACCUCCAUCACUCAAGUGCGGGCACAAGACUUGGACAGCGGCCGCAACGCUCUCCUCACAUACAGCAUCACGGCCGGCAACAGUGAUGGAUCAUUCUACAUUAAUGAGACCUCAGGUGUGGUUCAGGUGAACAGGCCGCUGGACAGAGAGAGAGUGGCUGAAUACAGCCUCACCAUCACCGUCAAAGACAACCCAGACAACCCUCGCAUCGCACGCAGGGACUCAGAGUUGUUGGUGGUGACAGUGCUGGAUGUGAAUGACAACAGGCCCAUCUUCACCCAGUCCAGCUACAGGGGCGAGAUCAGUGAAAACUCACCCACAGGCACCACUGUGUUGAUUCUAAAUGGCCCAGUCCUAGCAGAGGACAAAGACAUUGGGGAGAAUGCAGUGGUGAGGUAUCGUCUUCUGGGAACCAGAGUGGACCUCUUCUCCAUAGACUCCCGCACAGGGGUGGUAUCAGUGCGUGGGGGUGCUGUGCUGGACCGGGAGGCCUUCUCUGUGCCGCGGGUGGAGCUGUUUCUGCUUGGGGAGGAUGUGGGAGGUUUAAACAGCACCGUUCUGCUCACUAUCACCAUCCUUGACUUAAACGACAACCCACCUGUCUUCAAUCCAUCCAGUUUCACUGUACGCCUGCCAGAAAACAGCCCCACAGGUGUGGUAGUAACGCAGCUCUCGGCGAGUGAUGCUGAUGCGGGCUCUAACGGUUGGCUGCAGUAUCGCUUAGACAGCGGCGCUCAGGACCGUUUCAUCGUUGAUGCUCUGUCAGGUGCCGUUGUGGUCGGCAAUGCUACGCUGGAUCGAGAGGAGCGUAGCUCGUACCGUCUAGUUGUAAUAGCAGCUGACCGAGGCACACCCUCUCUCUCGGGAACGGCGACAUUAACUGUCGUUCUAGAUGAUGUUAACGACUCCCGUCCUCGUUUCAUAAGGCCUGUGCAGACCAUCAGCGUUAACGAGUCAACACCACCAGGAGAGGUCGUAGCUACGCUCACAGCUGAGGACCCUGAUUUACGACCUCGUCUGGAGUAUUACAUCAUCUCUGUGGAAGCAAAGGAUGAUGGGAAUAAUCCAGUGGAUGGGCUGCAGCAGUCAUUUGGAAUUGACUUUUACACAGGUGCUGUUUUCGUACGAAACCCCUUGAACCGAGAGCUGGUUGCCACUUUUGAGAUCAUUGUAUCAGUCCAUGACAACGCCAGUGAUAUUAUUGACAUGUCCGUCAGUGUACCCAACGCCAAAUUGACCAUCAACGUGCUGGAUGUGAAUGACAAUGCUCCUCGUUUUCGUCCUUUCGGGGUAGCGAACUUCUCAGAGAGUAUUCUGGAGGGUGCCGUGCCUGGUACCACACUGCUGUCGGUGACGGCUGUGGAUCCCGAUAAAGGACCCAACGGUCAGAUCAUCUAUCAGCUCCUACACCUGCCCCGUGGAGACUACAUAAGACUUGAAGACCCAUCUACAGGUAAAAUUGUGGCCAAUCGGACGGUGGAUUAUGAACAAGUGCAGUGGUUAAACUUCACAGUGCGUGCUCAGGAUCACGGCACGCCUCCUCGCUUUGCUGAACUUCCUGUCUAUCUGCGGAUUGUUGAUGUCAAUGACAACAACCCAGUCUUUCGACAACCUUUAUAUCAGAAGUCUGUUUUCGAGGAUGUUGCACUCGGCACUAUUAUUGUAAGUGUGAGUGCGACAGAUGCAGACUCUGGCCUGUUUUCUGUCAUUGAAUAUGGCCUAGUGGAUGGAGAGGGCAGGUUCGGCAUCACACCCACUACGGGGGACAUCUACGUCCUGUCUGCCCUGGACAGAGAGACCAAGGACCGUUACACACUCACAGCCUAUGCUAGAGACAACCCUGGAGGCAGCCCCAACAACCGCAGGGAAAACUCUGUGCAGGUGCAGUUAACAGUGAUGGAUGUAAAUGAUUUCCGUCCACGCUUCUCAGAGCGAAUUUUCACCACUAGUGUGUUUGAGAAUGAGCUGGUUGGUACGUCAGUGAUCACAAUGAAGGCCAUUGACCUCGAUGAGGGGGAGAAUGCAUUACUUACCUAUAGCCUACAGGGCCCUGGAGCAGAUGCGUUCUCUCUGGAUCCUGACACAGGGCUGAUUCGCUCCCUGCGGUUACUGCAGAGUUUCGAGAGGUUUAAUCUGACAGUGGUGGCGACCGAUCAUGGCAGAACGCCUCUCUGGGGAACCGCCAGUCUUCAGAUCACCGUCAUAGAUGUCAAUAAUAACAGGCCGGUCUUUGUGCGGCCCGCCAAUGGCACUAUCAUGCACAUACUAGAGGAACAGCCUCCCGGGCUGGUGGUGUAUGAAGUGUUUGCUACAGACGAGGAUGAGGGGGUGAACGGAGAAGUCCGGUACAGCUUUCUGCAGACUGGAGCAGGAAAUAGAGACUGGGAGAACUUCCAUAUUGAUGCAGUGAACGGAGUGAUCACAACUGCAGUUAAACUGGACAGAGAGAAACAAGCCCUGUAUAGUCUGGUUGUGGUGGCCUAUGACCUCGGGCAGCCCGUCCCAUAUGAGACCAUGCAGCCGCUGCAGGUGGCUCUGUCUGACAUCGACGACAAUGAACCUGUUUUUCUUAAACCUCCGAGAGGAAGUUUGCCGUAUCAGUCUCUGUCGGUACCCGAGCACUCGUCUCCUGGGACUGUUGUGGGGAAUGUGACUGGUGCAGUGGAUGCAGACGAAGGCUCUAAUGCUAUCGUCUACUAUUUCAUUGCAGGAGGCGAUUCUGAGGGAAACUUUGGUAUGAGUGUUGCUGGAGUUCUACGGGUCAAAAAAGACCUGGAUCGGGAAGAAAUCCCAGUGUAUUCCAUCAUCGUUAAAGCUUCCAGUAACCGAAGCUGGUCUCCUCCGAGAAGUCAAAGGUCACAGCGGGCCCAAGUGCUUGACCCAAGCCGUGACCCUACAUUACAGGAAGUAAGAAUCUUCCUUGAGGACAUCAACGACCAGUCUCCAAGAUUCACAAAGAUGGAGUACACUGCAGGUGUGGCUGCAGAUGCUAAAGUGGGCUCAGAUCUGAUCCGGGUUCAAGCGAUUGAUAAUGACAUUGGCAACAACAGUCUUGUUCUUUAUCACAUUCUGUCUAUCCACUACAUCAAACUACAUUCCAAUGACUCUGAAGAAAUGGACAACGUCUUCAUCAUCGGUACUGAUGGAAUCAUCCGGACGUUUGACCUGUUUAUGGCUUAUGAUCCGGGUUAUUUUAUGGUGGAGGUUUUGGCGAGAGAUCUGGCAGGACACAGUGAUGUGACUCUGGUGGGCAUUUACAUUCUCAGAGACGACCAACGGGUGAAAAUCGUCAUAAAUGAGAUUCCAGAGCGUGUGCGACUGUUUCAAGAGGAGUUUAUAAACCUGCUCUCAAACAUCACAGGAGCCAUAGUCAACACUGACGACGUACAGUUUCAUGUGGAUAAAAAGGGCAGAGUGAACUUCGCUCAAACCGAUGUUCUGAUUCAUGUGGUCAACAAGCAGACCAACCGUAUUCUAGAUGUGGAGAGGGUGAUUCAGAUGAUCGAUGAGAACAAGGAGCAGUUGAGGAAUCUGUUUAGAAACUACAACGUUCUGGAUGUUCAGCCAGCUGUGACUGCUCGUGCACCUGACGACCUCACCACCUUACAGAUGGCCAUUAUCAUCUUGGCAGUUUUACUCUUCCUUGCAGCAAUGUUGUUUAUCCUGAUGAACUGGUAUUACCGCACAGUGCACAAAAGGAAGCUGAAGGCGAUUGUUGCUGGCUCCACAGGAAAUCAGGGGUUGAUGGAUAUUCUGGAUAUGCCCAACACAAACAAGUACACGUUUGAAGGAGCAAAUCCAGUGUGGCUAGAUCCUUUCUGCAGGAAUCUGGAGUUAGCGGCACAGGCGGAGCAUGAGGAUGACCUUCCUGAAGACUUAAGUGACAUUGCUGACCUCUGGAACAGCCCGGCUCGCACACAUGGUACAUUUGGACGUGAGCCUCAGGCCUCUAAACCAGAGGAUGACCGAUAUCUACGAGCUGCUAUUCAGGAGUAUGACAACAUCGCCAAACUAGGACAAAUCAUGAGAGAGGGGCCUAUCAAGCUGAUCCAAAGUGACCUGGAUGAAGAUGAUGACGAGCGCGUUGGUGUCGGAGGUCGAGGAACCCUUCGCUUCAAGCACAAACUCCCAAUCGAGCUCAGGGGUCCUGAUGGGGUGCAUGCAGUUCACGGCAGCACAGGCACGCUGUUGACCUCUGACCUCAACAGCCUGCCUGAAGAUGAUCAGCGGGCUCUGGCACGCUCCCUUGAAGCCUUGCACGCAGAUGGUGGACUGUAUGCUGAAAGCAAUGCCCGAACAGAAUCUGCAAAAUCCACACCUUUGCACAGAAACAAGGGCACCGACACUCUGUCUGGGAGUCCGUUAGAGAUCACAGAAUUAUGACUAGCCGAGGCCUCGCUGGUCUGAGAAAAUGUACAAUGUGCAUGGCAUGCCUGGCUUCUUGUUUUUAAUGGAAACUCUUUCCUGCGAUGUGGAGAAGAGUUCAGGUUUGUAAGGGCCAGGUGUGAGGAGGGUGUGUAGAUGUGUAGUAUGUGUGUGGACCUGGAACACCCAAAACAAGGGCAGCUCAUCUUGUCAGAGAUACUUCAAGAGUAAUGAGACUUUAACCGCACACACUCACUCAAACUACACAAGGGGAUGAAUGCACUCUCAGACCAGUGGAAGGCCGAAUACAGACACUAGUUUUUAUUUAGAUACUUUUUCAUAUUUUAGUGGGACACCACUGCUUAUGAGAGUAUAUCUCUGGGGCUUUUCACACCGCGAUUAACCCUGGGUUAAACAUUAUUUCACAUUUGGAAAUAGUGUAUAGUGUUUAAAUUCACA
Molecule: messenger RNA, 10613 nt
Organism: Carassius carassius (crucian carp)
Lineage: Eukaryota; Metazoa; Chordata; Actinopteri; Cypriniformes; Cyprinidae
Product: cadherin-23-like
Exons: 66
Coding region: 105-10172 (3355 amino acids)
Biological process (GO): homophilic cell-cell adhesion
Cellular component (GO): plasma membrane
Molecular function (GO): calcium ion binding
Source: RefSeq, a predicted model, not a curated record